AACUUCCGUAAGCGCCUGAAUUUGAAAAUCAAAAUCAGAGUUGUCAACACAUCGCGUCUUAUUUUGUACUAGUUUCAGUAUUUGGUUCGGCAGAAUGGAGCCGCGGGUGAAGUUUUUCCAAAAGUUGCGGCACUUGGCUGGACAUCUGGAGAAGGAAACCGAAAACCUCAAAGAGAUAGCAGAAACAAAAAACAGCGAUGACACGUCAGAAGAAGGUUGCCUGUCAACUCUGCAUAAGCUAAAAUCAGACGUGCGAGACGUUAAGAUGAAGAUGCAGCAGGGGAUGGCGAAGUGUCGAGAGGAGAUGGUGCAGGAUUUGAGCUUUAUAGAGGCAUGGACUAAAAAGAGGGAGGAACUGAGAGACGCCCUUGACACAAUGCGCAUCCGCUAUGAACAGUAUGGCUACAUGCCCAGGGAGCCAGCACCGAAACCACCAGAAUGUGAGAAAGUGGGAUCUGAAGCGAGGGCAGAAGAUGAGGAAGAGGAGGAGCCGGAGAAGGAGGCUGGGGAGGAAGAGGAGGGUGACGAAGAAGCAGAGGAAGAUGACGACGGCCCAUCUGAGCCAAAGAAAAACAAGCCCCAAGACGAAUGCACCCCGGAUCGCAUAGCCAUCCCCUCUGUCUUCCAGGAGAUGAGCACCCCCAAGCUGGAAGACGUCGGCCUGUCUGAGCUGCACUUUCAGAACAUGAUGAAGAAAUGCGCCAUGGCUGGAGUGGGGCAGACGCCCAUGCCACCGUCACUGCCACGGCCCCCUGUGCAGAACAGACACAAACCCCAAGAGGAGUGCACCCCGGAUCACAUAGCCAUCCCCUCUGACUUCCAGGAGAUGUGCACCCCCAAACUGGAGGAUGUGGGACUGUCAGAGCGGGACCUUCAGAACAUGCUGAGGAACUGUGGUGUGGCCGGCGGGGACGCACCCUUGCCACAGCCCCCGAGGAUAGUCCUCUCACCCGCGGCCACGCUGCCUCCGGUGCCCAAGACGCCCAAGUGCUACCUCAGACUUGACGAGGACAUGCCCACGCCACGCAUCGAGGACUUUGGCAUCUCGGAGUACACGCUCCGGCUCAAUAAUGACUUCACUAUGGACCUACUCCGCGGACAGAAACCUGCAAAAACUGCCGGCAAACCUCAUGCCAGUGAAGUCCCCCGUUUGGCAACCGAAGGUACCGUGGCGUGCACCCCCGUACGGUCCCUUUACAGCUCAGAGUCCCCCCAGAGACCGAGCGAUGACCUCACCUCCCCGGAAGUCCCCACCUUCCAGACGCCCUAUCUCUCCAGGCUCAUGAGUGUCCACAAGGAGGCAAAGUCGAAAGACUUAACCUCUAUCCAGAUGACAGGGCUGAGUGAUUGCGACGAUGGGGCCCACCUGGAGUCCCCCCACAGGGAGGCCGAUGACAUGAACUCUCCCGAAGUCCCCACCUUCCAGACACCAUAUCUGUCCAAACUCAUGAGUGUUCACAAGGAGGCAAAAUCGAAGACUAAAGACAUGAGCGGGCCGAUGGCAGGACUGUGCGGCUGUGCCUCUGUGACGUCUCCGCAUCACAACGCGUCCCACCACUACGGCGCGGUGACACGGGAUGAGGACGUACCCGACUUGGAGAGCAGGCUGACCUGUGAGGAUGACCUGCAGCGCACGCCAGAGAUGCCCGUCCUGCAGUCUUCCCUGGGCAUCUCGCUGCAGACCCAAUAUUCAACGUUUGAGGCGCGUAGCCUGUCUGUGAUCAGCAGGCCGGGGGAAGCGGCAGCGGGCGCUCCAGGCCCGUGUGCCGCGGACCCCCAUGAGAGCCAGACGCAGGAGUGGAGCCUGGCCAGCCCACGGGUCAGGAUGGACUACGAGUACGACGCCCGCACCCCGGAGAUGCCCGACAUGAGCUCCAUUACACAGGACAUCUUUAAGCUGGUGUCCCAGUGCAACACUGAGAUGAAGUCAGCGGCCGCUGGCCAGCCACCCCUCCUCAAAACAGCACAGCAGACCAAAACGUCUGGAAAGGAGAACCGACUUGUCACACACUCUCAGAACUUAGCCCUGGUGACAGAGAUGGAGUUUGGCACCCUGACUGCCUACCUCAAGCAGGUCCCCCUCCACAGGCUGAACGAUGCCAUCCACGAAAUAAACAACGCCCUGCUCCAGAGGCAUCAUGGAAGCCAUUCAGGGUCCAAGGAGUUCCUGACCUCUGAGUUGAGGUGCAUCAUGGGUAGCGGGGCCAAUCCGUCGCUGGUGAUGAUGUGUCUGAUUGAGCUGAAGAGGGUGCAGCAUGUCCACGGGGCAGGAAACGACGCCUUGUACCGGCUGUUGCCAACACACGCGUGAACUAAGCAGGCAGUUUAGCUUAGCGCUGUACAUAAGCAUGAGGUAGGGUGCUAACCAUCACCAGGCCUGACCAUAGAUUAGAGGUGUCACGGCCCCCUUUUACUCAUGGCAAUCCUGCCAACCAUUACUGACAUCAAUGGGGAAGAGGCUCACCUCUGUCAAAAAUGGCUUAAUAUUGUGAAAUUUCCCAUCGACACACUUGACAAAGACGAUAGUUGAAAUGUGCUACUAAAUACCUACCUAAGUAAUAUGAACUGAUUUUAACAUUUAUUUUAUUGAUUUGUAUGAUUUAAGUAGAUAUUUAGCCUGACAUUUCAAAUCAGGUCCUUUAUUAAUGUGCCAUUUCAUAUUCGGACAUUUUUUGACAGAGGUGGGUAUGUUCUCAAUGAGUAUGCAUUGAUUGAAGAGCACAGGUAUACCUACACAAGAUUAAGUCUGUGCUUGCCAUUUUCUUGUGCUGUUGCAAAUUGCCGUGACACCUCUAGUCUUAUGUUCUACCACUAUGGGCCUGACCCACUGGGCCAUUUUGUCUAACUUGUUUUGGGUGGGUUGUAAUGCUCAAUGUAUUUUUUUUCAUUUCCAGCAUUUUUUUUGCUUUCUGUUGCUGUUUUAUAUGUGUUUUGUGUGUUACCGUUUAAUCAAUGUUGUGUCAUAAGUGUAUUAAAUUAUACAUCAUAUGUGACUAGCCACAGAAAACAGGUCACAAGAAGGCCCAGGCAAAACUGAGAACAUUUCAAAAAUAUUUUUUUUUCUGGCUUUUUUUUCAUAAUCUGGAAAUUGAGGUCUUUAAGAAGCUACUCAAAACAGUAUUGUGUAAAAGCAUACAGUAUAUUUGUCUUUAAAUGGGCUAGCUUUAUGUCUUCUAUGAUCAAGAGGAACUUUUAGAGCAAAAUGUAGUUUUCUAUUUUAAGAAGUUAACACAUUCAAAAGCCCACAACUUCACCAGAUCACCAGGGAUCAUUGUAAAGCUUAAUAUCAGAAUCUGAUUAACUCUGUGCCCCCAGGCCUACUUUGCGGCCCGUUUUCUUGUGGCAAUUCACAUUUUUCUGUUGUAUUUGUCGCCUAAAUUUUAAAUGUCACAAUGUCCAUGUCUUUUAAACUGUAUAUAUAUGUUCACGUAUAUUUUGGAAAAUUUGUCUCAGCAUUGGCUGGAAAUUCUUAAAUGAAUUAAAAAAA
This is a messenger RNA of Engraulis encrasicolus (European anchovy), 3487 nucleotides long. It is a transcript of the gene ska3, whose product is annotated as spindle and kinetochore associated complex subunit 3. The coding region runs from base 95 to 2311 and encodes 738 amino acids. Lineage: Eukaryota; Metazoa; Chordata; Actinopteri; Clupeiformes; Engraulidae. Gene Ontology annotation, biological process: chromosome segregation; mitotic cell cycle. The record is from RefSeq and is a predicted model, not a curated record. Gene Ontology annotation, cellular component: spindle microtubule; outer kinetochore; kinetochore. The transcript has 15 exons.